CACUUGCAUUAUGAACAACUCAGCUGUCUUCUUCAGAGAAAAUGGCCCCUGAGGAGUUUGAAGGUGGGACAGCAGUGGCUUGUGUGAUCCUGGGUCUGUCCUUCCUGAUAGGAGCUCCGGGGAACCUUCUGGUUAUCUGGACCAUCCUGAGACACGUCAAGCAUCGUUCCCACACUUUGGUGCUCAUCCUGCACCUGGCUGCUGCGGACCUGCUGGUCCUCAUCACCCUGCCUCUGUGGAUCUACUCCCUGAUACAAACGUGGGUGUUUGGAGGGGCUACCUGCAAAGCCUUGGUGUACAUAAUCAGUGUGUGUAUGUUUAGCAGCAUCUCCAUCAUCACCCUCAUGAGUGUGGAGCGCUUUCUAGCCAUCUGCCAUCCGUUUGUGAUGAUGCGCUGGAAGGUCAAGAGUGUACAGAACAGAUGUCUCGUACCUUUGUGGGUCCUUGCUUUCCUUCUAGGAGUACCUGCUUUACUAACCCAGCCUUUGGUUGAAACUGAUGGAACUGAGCAGUGUUUUAUCAAGGAAUUCAGAUCCGUGACUCAAGAGAUCAUCUUCUUAUGCUUGAAGACCUUGGGGGGGUUUGUAGUUCCUUUCAUCAUUCUUGGUAUCUGUUACUGUUUAAUAGCUGCCCAGCUCAGGAAAACGAGUUACAACUCCAAACAUAAAUCCAUGGUUCUUGUCCACACAGUGGUGAUAGCCUUCACUCUGUGCUGGUUGCCUUACCAUAUUAUCGAAAUUAUUGAUCUGGUUUGCAUCUUAGGAUCGGGUAGAGAACAUGAAUGUGUGCCGCAGAGUAUUGUCUUUAGCUCCGGUGCUCUUGUGUUUGUUAGCAGUUCAGUGAAUCCAAUUUUAUACGUCUUUUUGGCAAGGAACUUACAAGGGAGUCUCAAGGAGUCCCGCCUGGUCAGGCUGUUCCAGGAAAUGGCCACUCACACCAACAAACUCAGGGAGCUGGUAGUACAAAAGCAGACUGGCCAGAGGGCAGCAAAUACGCAGGUCGAGCUGAUGUCUGACCCGUGUGAGAAAAACUGAAUUGCUGAAACUGUGAUGACGGGAAAAUGUGAUAAUUGCCUUCUUCAGUUAAUUAAGAGACUACGGAAAGUCUCAAUUUUGUAAAUAGUGUUGGCAAAGAUAAAGUGUUGCAAAUCAUUCCUUUAACAGAUGCCAUGCUCUCCAAUCCUUGUUUCCCAUUCACCCUUGGACGUCAAUACAAGCAAACAUGUGGUUGUGAUCUUAAUGUGUUUCUCAUUGUUGAUUGCAAUUUAUUGUUGGAGGGAAAAUUUAAUUAAAUUCAAAAAAUUUAAAAAAAAUCUGAUAUCAUCCAGUGUUGUGU
Messenger RNA from Xiphias gladius (swordfish), 1335 nucleotides. RefSeq names its product leukotriene B4 receptor 1-like. The transcript has a single exon. Gene Ontology annotation, molecular function: G protein-coupled receptor activity. Gene Ontology annotation, cellular component: membrane. Gene Ontology annotation, biological process: G protein-coupled receptor signaling pathway. The record is from RefSeq and is a predicted model, not a curated record. Lineage: Eukaryota; Metazoa; Chordata; Actinopteri; Istiophoriformes; Xiphiidae. Bases 42 to 1034 code for a protein of 330 amino acids.